Messenger RNA from Amorphotheca resinae ATCC 22711, 756 nucleotides. RefSeq lists its product as hypothetical. Gene Ontology annotation, biological process: DNA damage tolerance; protein K63-linked ubiquitination. Gene Ontology annotation, molecular function: ubiquitin conjugating enzyme activity. The record is from RefSeq and is a predicted model, not a curated record. Bases 200 to 649 code for a protein of 149 amino acids. The transcript is spliced from 4 exons. Gene Ontology annotation, cellular component: nucleus. NCBI's taxonomy places the organism in Eukaryota, Fungi, Ascomycota, Leotiomycetes, Helotiales, Amorphothecaceae.
AUCGCGGCGCUCUCUAGUCCCCACCAACCCUCACCAAACUCGCGCGCUUCCUUAUCGAGAUAAUACUCUAUCCUGCUUUUGAAGUCGCCGUCCUCUGCAGAGUGCUCUCGCUCUAGGGUCUCUCUUUUAGUAUCUGUGGCCUCCGAUUAUUUGCGACAUUCCCCUCCCUAUCUGCAACCGAGGCUGCUAAACCCCCACCAUGGCGUUACCAAAGCGCAUCAUCAAGGAGACGGAGAGAUUGAUGGCAGAGCCUGUCCCGGGUAUCAGCGCUAUUCCUCACGAGGAUAAUCUAAGAUAUUUUGAUGUCACGAUCCACGGCCCCUCCAGUUCUCCAUAUGAAGGUGGUAUCUUCAAGCUCGAGCUUUUCCUUCCGGAUGAUUACCCAAUGACCCCUCCGAAGAUCAGAUUCCUGACCAAGAUCUACCAUCCCAAUAUCGACAAGCUGGGUCGCAUUUGUCUGGAUGUCCUAAAGAGCAAUUGGUCCCCCGCACUCCAAAUCCGAACCAUCCUUCUGUCUAUCCAAGCCCUCCUCGGCGCUCCCAAUCCCGACGAUCCAUUGGCACCCGAUGUAGCGAAAAGAUGGAAGGAGGACGAGCCAGCUGCUAUUGCAACCGCCAAAGAGUGGACUAGGACUCACGCGAUGACAUAAAUGUCUCCUUGUCGAUUUUACGAUUCACGAUGGGCGGAGACGGAUAUAGAGGCAGUUGCGCGGAGUUGAUGGAUGGUUACAAGACGGAUGAAAGAAACAAGUCAUCC